This is a messenger RNA of Sorghum bicolor (sorghum), 1878 nucleotides long. RefSeq names its product acyl-coenzyme A oxidase 4, peroxisomal. Gene Ontology annotation, cellular component: peroxisome. The record is from RefSeq and is a predicted model, not a curated record. Gene Ontology annotation, biological process: fatty acid beta-oxidation. Bases 185 to 1498 code for a protein of 437 amino acids. The transcript has 13 exons. NCBI's taxonomy places the organism in Eukaryota, Viridiplantae, Streptophyta, Magnoliopsida, Poales, Poaceae. Gene Ontology annotation, molecular function: flavin adenine dinucleotide binding; acyl-CoA dehydrogenase activity.
AGCCAGCUUACUCCGUCAAGCCGAGAGCAGAGCGGCGUCGCCCACUCUUCUUUCUCACCUCGCAGUCGCACGGAGUACUCCCUCCAAUCUCCAUCUCCCGCCGGCCUCUCUCGCUUCCUCCUCCGGAACUCGAAAACCCUCGCCUCGUGCAGGACUCCGCUGACGCUUCCUCCGCGCCGCUGGGAUGGCCGAGAAGCGAGUUACGGGCGGCGAUAGGCGGGAGGAGGACCGCGCCAAGGUCGGGCUCCCGGCGUUGGACCUCUCACUCGCGUUCCCGCAGGCCACGCCGGCCUCCAUUUUCCCGCCGUCCGCUUCGGAUUACUAUCAGUUUGAUGAUUUGCUGACCAGUGAAGAGCGCUCCAUCAGGAAGAAGGUCAGGGGUAUUGUGGAGAAAGAAAUUGCGCCCAUUAUGGCAGCGUACUGGGAAAAGGCAGAGUUUCCAUUUGAUGCCAUUCCUAAACUUGCAAGCCUUGGUGUUGCUGGUGGUACAAUAAAGGGUUAUGGGUGCCCAGGACUUUCAAUUACAGCCAGUGCUGUUACUAUGGCAGAAAUGGCACGGGUAGAUGCAAGCUGUUCCACAUUUAUACUGGUGCACUCCUCUCUUGCGAUGGUGACAAUAGCCCUUUGUGGAUCUGAGGCACAGAAGCAGAAGUACUUGCCAUCCCUUGCUCAACUUACUACCGUUGGCUGUUGGGCAUUGACAGAGCCAAAUUAUGGAAGUGAUGCAAGCUCUUUGAGAACUACAGCGAGCAAGGCACCUGGUGGGUGGCACAUAGAUGGUCAAAAACGCUGGAUCGGUAACAGUACGUUCGCCGAUGUGCUCGUGGUAUUAGCUAGGAAUGCAGAUACACAACAACUAAAUGGGUUCAUUGUGAGGAAAGGAGCUCCUGGUCUGAAAGCUACAAAGAUUGAGAACAAAAUCGGUCUCAGGAUGGUUCAAAACGGUGAUAUAGUAUUUAAUAAGGUGUUUGUCCCUGAGGAAGACCGAUUGCCAGGCAUCACCUCAUUUAAGGAUAUCAGCAAGGUGCUUGCUAUUUCGCGCAUUAUGGUGGCAUGGCAACCAAUCGGCAUAUCGAUGGGGGUCUUCGAUAUGUGCCACCGGUAUCUGAAAGAGAGGAAACAGUUUGGCGUCCCUCUAGCAUCCUUCCAGCUGAACCAAGAGAAGCUUGUCCGGAUGCUCGGUAACAUCCAAUCGAUGCUCCUUGUUGGCUGGCGCCUCUGCAAGCUUUACGAGUCGGGGAAAAUGACGCCAGGCCACGCUAGCCUAGGGAAGGCUUGGAACUCCAGGAUGGCCCGCGAGGUGGUUUCCCUUGGCCGAGAGCUGCUGGGUGGGAACGGAAUUUUGGCUGAUUUCCUUGUGGCAAAGGCAUUCUGUGACCUGGAGCCAAUUUACUCGUACGAAGGCACAUACGACAUCAACAGCCUGGUGACCGGCAGAGAGAUCACCGGGAUCGCGAGCUUCAAGCCCGCCGCCGCGCUAGCCAAAGCCCGGUUGUAAUGUACUGUAUACUGUACAACGUAAACCACCUUUGCAGUUGCAGCAGGGAUAUUUUGAUGAAAGUUACCCUCCCCCAAUCCGCAUGUUGCAAAGUAAAGCACUGGAAGCGAAUAUAAAUCAGGGAUGAGGUCGCCGUCGUCACUGUUGCGGUGGCGGUAGAACAAACCGAGGACGUUCCCUGAACGUGCCUGGAAACCGCCGGUCAGUGUUGGCUGCUUCAAGAUGUACUACUAUUGUACCGAGUGAGUCUGAGUCUGGAUGGGAACAAAUUCCUGUAUAUGUAAAUUUUACUCUUCUGGUGGAGGCGGCAAAAGAGCACAGAGAUAUUUUGUUUCAGCACGACUGAAGCUAAUCUUGCUGUAUUCGCCGUUUUUGCUACA